AUGAAUACACGACAACAAACGAAAUCGAAAAAAAACAUACCAGAAAAAGUCAACAAAUCCAACAAUAGCAGCUAUAUCCACAUACAAGUUGACAAUUCUGUGGAUGAUAAAACCUACACCCAGGAAGAGUUACUGUUAGAUCUUAGGAAUAAACUAGCCUCAGAAUUAGCAAAGAAUGAUGAUCUGCAUGAUCUCACUGCAAAGUUGAAAGUCGAAAGUUAA
This is a messenger RNA of Acanthoscelides obtectus, 222 nucleotides long. Lineage: Eukaryota; Metazoa; Arthropoda; Insecta; Coleoptera; Chrysomelidae. The record is from the annotation of a GenBank genome assembly.